AUCACUUGUCUACACGAUCGUCGUGCAAGACCGCUGAAGCAUCGCCCCUUGCUAAUCGCCUUUUUCGCUGCAGGCUAGCGCUGCUUUCUCUCCUUGCUUCCCCAACAAUUUGAUACCCCACGAACCCCCCAUCUUGGUCACCGCCUCGACCACCGACGUUCCGCCCCCCCCUACUUGGAGAGUCAGUCACUGCUAUUCGAAUCCGAACAUCCCGUUAUUCUUGACAUCUGUAAAAAAUCUGUCCCACCACCUCUACCAACGGCGACUACGAUACUCACGAACGACAAGUUCGCCUUCACGGCUGCAGCUCUUGCUCGCUGAGCUGUAGCAUUAGCAUUGACGUCACAGCGAGGAUCCCACUUCCACUUACACAACAAUACCUGGCCGCCAUCAUGGCUGUCGUUCUCUCCUCGGAUGAGAAUUCCUAUUUCUCAACAUCAUCCUUACGCCGAUCACACUCACAACCCAAAUUUAACACAAAUCAGACGUCGUCAUUUCCCUCGCACUCCGCCGCCGACAGCCGCAUGACCGACAGCAGCUACUCGCAUCCCAAGAUUUACCCAGACUCGGCGCCAUCAUCAGCGCCUUCGUCGCCGCAAUUUGCGUCGACGGAAUCGACCGACUUGUCCUAUGCGUCGACCCCUGCGAGUAACCUGUCAUUAGCGUCUGACUGCGACGAUGCGUGCCCGAUGUCAGUACACCCCGACGACCAUUUUGUCCUACCGCAUUACUCGGCCGCAAACCUCUACGACCCGGAGGACCUUGAACCUCCCAUGAGUCCAAGGACUGGCGACUCGUACACCGUAUCGCCUGCUGAAAACGAGAACGACAACUCUGGCAACACCUCAAGGCCAGGGUCUCCAGAAUUCGUACUCGAAGUUGACCGUGCCGAAGACGACACAGCUGUCAGGGUGCAACCGACGAGACAUGUCGAUUAUCUUUCGCACAACUGGAGGGAGGAAGAUAUCUGGUCGUCGUGGAAGUACGUCGUGUCUCGGCGUUCCGAGUACAGCAACAGCGCCCGCCUAGAGAACGCGUCCUGGAGAACUUGGAUGAAGGCCAAGAACAAUUUGCGAACCGUAUCGCCCGAAGCCCUCAACUGGCUCAAAGACUGCGAUGUGACGUGGUUAUACGGUCCGCUGCAGACUGGCCACAACAACUUUGCACCCAUCACCUCGAGUCAGAAUAGCGGCAUCCUGACGAAGAACAACUCGUUCAUCCACAAGAAGCCCAUUCUGAAAAAGCGUAGCAUGUCCGAGGUCAUGCUGCAGAGGUCUCUCUCCGCCUCGUCACUGGUCAAGACGGCGGCCGCGGCAGUUCAGGCCCAGGAGAGUUCGAGCGGCGGCAGACGGCUUUCUCGGCCUACGCUUGAGCGCGCCUCGACCACCGACUAUGUCGCGUUUCCCUUCUCGUCCCGUCGACUCAGCAGAGAUACAGCUAGCAGUCUUGCUGCAUCUGUCUCCUCAUCCGGCAUUGCAUCGCCGAGUGUCGAGAGGAAACACAUUCACUUCAACGAGCAAGUCGAACAAUGCAUUGCUGUAGAGAUCAAGGGUGAGGAGGACGAAGACGAAGCCAUGUACAGCGAUCGCUACGACCACAGUGACUCGGAUGAAGACGCCAUCAUGAUGAAGCGGAGCAAGACGAAAAAGCGCGUCCCCAUCGCGAGGCGGCAGUCCAAGAAGAAGAAGACGGCGACCCAGCCCGAGGGCAAGACGAUCGCCAUGCUUCCGUCGACUACAUUGAAGUACCGCGAGGACACGCCUGAGCCCGUCGAGACAGCCAUGAAGCACAGUACCGGCAUUUACCGUGUCCCAUCUCACAGUCUUCCUCUCAGGAGACUCUGCGACCUGCGAAAUCCUCGGGACGAUUCUUCAUCGAGACGAUGACGAUGACGACGCUGCCAUGGAGGAUUGCUCAGUCCCCGGGGCGGUUGGCAAUCU
Molecule: messenger RNA, 1940 nt
Organism: Verticillium dahliae VdLs.17
Lineage: Eukaryota; Fungi; Ascomycota; Sordariomycetes; Glomerellales; Plectosphaerellaceae
Exons: 2
Coding region: 393-1886 (497 amino acids)
Biological process (GO): cellular response to glucose starvation; protein catabolic process in the vacuole
Source: RefSeq, a predicted model, not a curated record